This is a messenger RNA of Penicillium verhagenii, 879 nucleotides long. RefSeq names its product short-chain dehydrogenases/reductase. The record is from RefSeq and is a predicted model, not a curated record. Lineage: Eukaryota; Fungi; Ascomycota; Eurotiomycetes; Eurotiales; Aspergillaceae. The coding region runs from base 1 to 879 and encodes 292 amino acids. The transcript is spliced from 5 exons.
AUGUCUACCAGCGCGAAGACUGUUAUCGCGACCGGCGCGUCGUCGGGCCUGGGAUUCGAAUCGGUCAAGCAAUUGCUGGAGAAGUCCGAGCCUUACAACUUCAUUCUGGGAGCCAGAAACACCGAGAAGGUGCAAGCUGCUUACAAUGAUCUUGGAUACGACACCACCAAGCAUUCCGUCACUAUCAUUCCCCUCGAUCUCCUAAGCUUGCGAAGUGUGCAGCUUUUCGUACAGCAAGCACUUUCCAAAUUGGGCCCGAACCGUAUUGACUUUCUUUACCUUGCCGCUGGAACAUUGGACAGUGCCGAAGGCCCUGGCCCCCACGGAUCUCAGUGGUGUGCGGGUUAUGUAGUGAACCAUCUGUCUCAACACUACCUCGUACACCUACUUCGGGAGGCACUUCUUGCCUCAAAGACUCGUCUUGUCUUCGUUUCGUCCGGCGCCAUCCGUAACGUCAGAGAUCAGAAUCCAUCUACUCUUGAUGUGGACAUGAAGGCCAACUCAGGAGCAGGCAUCGGUACAAUCUACAGUGGCUCAAAGUUCAUACAAUUGCUGGGUGCCCAUUACUGGCGCCGGAACCUUGUGGGGUGCACUAUCGUUGCUGUUUCUCCAGGCCUGGUUCCUGGCACAAACCUUGCCACAGAUUUGGGUCUGAGCAUGAGUAUGCCAGAUGCUAAGACUGUUCCCGAGGGUGCUCAAAACUUGCUACGUGCUUUCACAGUUAGCGACAUUCCUACUGACCCGGAGCAAAUCUUCCUCACUAGCUGGGGUGAGUGGUGGCCCACGGAUGUAUAUGCUUUGAGUCUUGAUACGAAGCUCCAGGACAAGUGGUGCAUCAGCUUGGAGGAAAUUGAGAGCGAGGAGGGCCUUUCUAAGUAG